AUGCAAGCCAACAUCCUUUUUACAUCCACCCUCCCACCAACUCUCACCUGCCCCCUCUCACCCAGCUCCACCUGCUUCCUCCCACCUACUUCUCUUGCCCCCUCACAUCCACCCUGUUAUUUCACCACCCCCAUAUACAAAGACAAGGUUAGUGAUUUAAUACUAACAAUAAAAACUAUUCUGAGCAACAAAAUUGAGAGCAAAUUGCCUCAGUGUGCUGCUCUCAACUUUUUUAAAAUUCCAAGCUCAAAAAAAGCUAAACUUGAGUCAAUUCUUGACGAAAAAAAAAGCAAACGAGGCGGAGGUGCUGGUGUGUUCAUAAAGCAUGACAUCAAAUAUGUUGUAAAUGAUAACAGUGCAUUUGAUGAUGAAAAUGUCGACGUUCUCUGUGUGGACAUUGAAUCGGGUCAUGCUUCAUCUAGGGGUGUGCUAAAAAAUCGACUGUAUAAAAUAGCAGUCGCUGCACCAAACUCCGCUAAUGUUGAAAAAUAUAAAAAGUUUAGAAAUUACUUUACAUCAGUGAAGAGAAAGGCAGAAAAAAAUUAUUUUCAACAAAAAUUUGAAGAGGCAAAGAGUUGCUCCAAACAAAAAUGGGAAAUAAUAAACGGUAUAAUGAAUAGAGAACAAAACAUUCUUGAAAUCAAUAAGCUAAAAGUCGACGACAAAAUCAUCGAAGACCCAGAGGAAAUAAGUAUUCUUUUCAAUGAAUACUUCAUCAAUGGCACAGAGAAGCUAGUAUUUAAAAAUCUUCAUCCUCAUUGUCACACAAGUGAAUAUUAUCUCGAGAUGAAAAUACUCAACAUCAAAAACUUGUUCAUCUACCACGUUGCAACAUUCAUUUUUAGAUUUCUACGUCAACAAUUUUUAGAGACUUUUUCACUUUUGGAACUUCCAUUCAAGCAAGAACUACACGCCACUUUUCCAUGCUCCACCAGCCAGAAUUAA
This is a messenger RNA of Helobdella robusta, 945 nucleotides long. RefSeq lists its product as hypothetical. The record is from RefSeq and is a predicted model, not a curated record. Lineage: Eukaryota; Metazoa; Annelida; Clitellata; Rhynchobdellida; Glossiphoniidae. The transcript has 5 exons. Bases 1 to 945 code for a protein of 314 amino acids.